AUGUUCCGACCAGAUCACCACCGCAUUGAUGCCAAAAGGCGAAACAUUGGCGAUCAUCGCAAGAAGCAGUUCGCCGAGGCUUCCUACAAGGAGCAGAAAUACCCCCAUCGCCUCAACUUCUACGCCGAUGCACCCACGGCCGACAUUACUCUGGAGCAGUUUGAACAAUGGGCCAUUGACCGACUACGAAUCCUGGCCGAACUUGAGGCAUGCUCCUUUCGCAACAAGCCCCCCGCCGAGGUUGCCUCCCACAUGAAGCCCCUCCUCGAAAAGCUCCUCCCCCUCGAGUUGUCCUCCUCGCAGUCGAGUCAGCUGUUCGCCCAGCGACAAAAGGACCACUACAGCCACUUUAUCCUGCGUCUGGCCUUUGCCUCGACCGAAGACCUGCGCCGCCGCUUCUCCCGAGUCGAGACGAUGCUGUUUCGCCUGCGCUUCAACUCGGACGACCUCGCCGACCGGAAUGCCUUUGUGGCCGGCCUCGAGCUCGACUGGUGGGAGACGGUCACCGAAGACGAGCGUGCCGCGCUCUCGUCCGAGCUCGCCGCCAUGAUGCCCGCACGCGCCAAGGCGAGCGGCAGCCACAACCCCGAGGACGAGACGUGGUUCAAGGUCGACUGGGCCCGCGUGCCCGAGCUCGUCGAGCAGAGGCGUGUGCUCCUGCGCGCCGGCAAGGCCUACGUGCCGGCGCGCGAGCAGGCGAGCAUGGUGCUCGGCGAGUUCACCCAGCGCCUCGAGAAGCAGCUCGAGCUCACGGCGCGCGCCCUGCCGCGCCUCGACGAGGACGACCGCCUGACGCCCAUCCUCGACCACCUCUCGAAGAACUUCAUCACCCCCGACUCGGCCUACCUCUCGGGCACGACGUCGGCGGCCGGCCUCGGCGCCGACAUGUCGGCCCGCAACGUCGACACCCUCGCGGCGGCGCACUUCCCGGCCUGCAUGGCCCACCUGCACCGCUCGCUGCGCCGCGACGCCCACCUCAAGCACUACGGCCGCCUGCAGUACACGCUCUUCCUCAAGGGCAUCGGCCUCUCGCUCGAGGAGUGCCUGCUCUUCUGGCGCCAGGGGUUCCGCAACGUCACCGACGACGUCUUCAACAAGGAGUACCGCUACAACGUGCGCCACGUCUACGGCGACGUCGGCGGCGACGCCAUCCGCCGCGGCGGCGGCUACAGCCCCUUCAGCUGCCAGAAGAUCCUGACCGAGCACCCGCCCGGCCCCGGCGAGGCCCACGGCUGCCCCUACCGCCACUUUGACCUCGAGAACCUUAACGCCCUCAUGGGCGGCAUGGGCGUCACCGAGCGCGGUGUCCUGCAGGGUGUCAGGGAGGACAAGGAGGGCCAGAGGUUCCACAUGGCGUGUAAUCGCGUCUUCGAGCACCUCCACAAGCAGGAAAUCAAAAAGGCAAAGGACGAAAGCGUCUUCACGUCGGCCCAGCUCGAGACGAUCGUGCACCCGAACGAGUACUUCAAGAGGAGCUACCUGCUGAAGAACCUCGACAAGGCGCGUCAGGUGGACGUCAAGAUGGAGGGCGCCUAG
This is a messenger RNA of Verticillium dahliae VdLs.17, 1536 nucleotides long. RefSeq names its product DNA primase large subunit. Gene Ontology annotation, cellular component: alpha DNA polymerase:primase complex. Lineage: Eukaryota; Fungi; Ascomycota; Sordariomycetes; Glomerellales; Plectosphaerellaceae. The record is from RefSeq and is a predicted model, not a curated record. Gene Ontology annotation, biological process: DNA replication, synthesis of primer. The transcript is spliced from 3 exons. Bases 1 to 1536 code for a protein of 511 amino acids.